Molecule: messenger RNA, 3467 nt
Organism: Hippocampus comes (tiger tail seahorse)
Lineage: Eukaryota; Metazoa; Chordata; Actinopteri; Syngnathiformes; Syngnathidae
Gene: cabp7b
Product: calcium binding protein 7b
Exons: 10
Coding region: 2123-2764 (213 amino acids)
Cellular component (GO): trans-Golgi network membrane
Molecular function (GO): calcium ion binding
Source: RefSeq, a predicted model, not a curated record
UGACAACCCGGAAAAAGGGAAAUGAGGAAGGUGUUUUGAGCCGGAAUGAGACGACAAUGGGCGAAGAGGAAAUAAGAUAAGAUAAGCGAAACUACUGUUUGUAUGCUUCCAUCUUGUUUUGUUCUUAUUUCACACAUGCCUGACCUUUUGCUCAGUAGAUUACAGAGCGAGUGAAAGCCCCAAAUACCAUACAAAACUAACGUCAAAUAUUAACAAGGUAACUGGAUGGUGUGCACAAUCACAUCACAAUACAGGUACGGUGCUGCACUAUAAAAUGGCUGCUGUUAUUCUUAUGGGAUAUUGGGGGGAGUAAUCAUUCGCAGCCGGUGUGUUACGAGAACUCGUCCAAUUCACUUAAUUAAAUGCUCUUUCACAAGAUGGAAGUAGGUUCUGUACAUCCAUAAUUUGUGUAUCGAUUUGUUGAUAUUCAUACAACAGAUUACACCAAGAGUAAGUAAAUGUGUGAUGAAUUGAAAUAAGAUCAUUAUCAUUGACGCCCCUGCUGAGCAGAGAGAUGACAUUACAUGGCUGUUUCCUGUAUUCUGUGUGUGUGUUCAAGUUGCAGUUGGUUGAGGGUAAAUUAUUAUCAUAACCUCGAUGUCACUCUCCUUCCCUGUAGAGUGCACUUGGUUCUUGCAGGUUGGGGAAACAUUUGUGCAUACAGGAUCUGUGUGUGUGUAAAUCAUGCAACCCAAUCUGCGCGCCCGUGUGUAAAUCAUGCAACCCAAUCUGCUGCUCUUGGCCCUGCGGUAAAAUACCUUCUGUGAACUGGGUGUGGACUUGAACGCGCCAUCCUGUCACUUUGUAACAGGUUCCAACAAUGUCCGCAUGUAAAAAAAAAAAAAAAAAAAAUUAAAAAAAAGCAAAACAAAGAACCAGGGAUCAAGCGUAGUCAAGUGAGGACUUGUUGGGUGCAUGCCACAAGAUGGUAGUAUUCCACCAAGCAGUCCACACAAGUGCCAGUUCCAGUCGGUUGCUUUUGAGCUGAGGUCAGAGAGCGCUAUUGUGGUCAAGGUUGUAUACUUUGAUUGUGUUGACUAGUAAUUUUGUCGCAAAGGUAUGUUUUGGUGAUAAAAUCCAGUCUUUGUUGUGGUUGAUGUUACUGCUCGUGAUGCAUUGUAUUUGAAAACUAAUAUCGCAAUGCAUAGAAUAUUUUUGCUUUUUGGGUGGGGGUGCCGCUUCCUCAUCUGAUCACUGACUCAUUGCCUGAUCUCGCCCCCCCCCCCCCCCCCUUCUUCCCCUGGCUACAGCCUGAUGUAAGUCUCUCCAGCGCUGCAUUGAUCCUCAUUUGCCAACCCCCAUCUGCCCUUAAACUUCCUGCCUUGCCAGUCUCCCAGGACUCCACUCACUCUCCGUGGCCGUUUGGUGAUCUGUUACAACCAAUGACAACAAAGUAAGCCUGAAUGUUUUAUGGCCUCGAUGUUACACCUCAGUGACGCCGUGCUGUGUCCUCCCAUGCUGUUCUGUCCAUUUACACGUGUGGGAGGACUUUUAUCGACCACAAUCGUCCCCUGGGAGUGCGAGCAGCUCUCCUAAACCUUUUUUUAAUGUCUGCUGGAGGGGAUGGAGGAGGCGGCCACGUUGUCCUGAUGGUGGGAUUAAACGGAUAAAGUAAAAGGACAUCAUGCUGCAGAUGACAUCGCACGGUCAGACCUCUCCACCACCACCAAAGUUUAUAGCACUCUCCUCGCAGACGGGCAGUGAGGGCCGCCCUCUCUUCUGUCCAAAACAGCCAUCAGCUGAUGAAGCCUGUGGAUUUUCCACGGGCUUGCAUCGUCAAUUGUUCCUCCUGGCGCACCUUCUCUGUCCUCCGCUGCACCUGAUUGGAUCUGAAGCUCCCCGAAAGAAACUAUGACGACAACAGAGUACAUUGGAGAGCAGACAUCCACCAAGGCUGCGGUGUUGCACCAGCUGAUCCUGUCAUCAAAUACUCUGCAACAAGAAAUCAUGCAAGAGGAGCGCUGAAGUUGCACUAGGAGAAAAGCAGGGGAAAGAAAAGGAGGAUUUUCUUCGGGUUUGGACGUGGAGAACCCAGGAAGGGUUCAGGGGAAGAAGAGCUUUGGGCUGCGGGGCUGCAUGAGGAUCUUCACCCGGCGGUCAGCUCGGUCUCCUCGACGCAGAGAUGCCAGUGCGCGCCGUGACCACCAGGUUCAUGUACAAGGGGCUGUGCACCAUCCCGGAUGUCCUCACCUACCGGACCCCCGUCAGUCUCCCCGAGGAUGAGCUGGAGGAAAUCCGAGAGGCGUUCAAAGUGUUUGACCGAGACGGCAACGGCUUCAUCUCCAAACAGGAACUGGGCAUGGCCAUGCGUUCCCUGGGCUACAUGCCUAAUGAGGUGGAGCUGGAGGUCAUCAUCCAGAGACUGGACAUGGAUGGAGACGGUCAGGUGGACUUUGACGAGUUUGUCACGUUGCUCGGUCCCAAGCUGUCUGCGGCCGGAAUGCCGGAUAAGUUCCACGGAGCAGACUUCGAUUCUGUCUUCUGGAAGUGCGACAUGCAGAAGCUGACGGUGGACGAGCUCAAGCGUCUUCUAUACGACACCUUCCGGGACCACCUCACCAUGAAGGACAUCGAGAACAUCAUCAUGACCGAGGAAAACCACCUCAACAGCCCCGAGUCACACGUGGACAUCGACACGAGCCCCACGCAACAGGAGAAGCACACGUGUGUGCGCAAGAGCCUGAUCUGUGCCUUCGCCAUUGCGUUCAUCAUCAGUGUCAUGCUCAUCGCCGCCAAUCAAAUGCUGCGCAGAGGAAUGAAGUAGCCCACCCGUGAACCAAAUCUUCUUUCUUCACAUUUUCACCAGCUUGUGCAAUAGAACGAAUGAUGUCGCCGACGCUGGCUUCCACCGGACGCGAUGAAAUAUUGUGUUGAUAAUCAAUAGCACUUUACAAUAAGGGCACCGCUUCAGAGGGUUUAAUUCCUGCUCGCUAAAUUGCUGACAAAGCUGUUGUCUGCACUUUCUAAUGACAUCACAAGCCGAUAUAAAACGGCGGGAGUUACAUCAGGCUGCUAAAUAGUGAGACUCAUUUCGCUCUCCUGCUUUGUCGCUUUGUAAAUACUGUUCACCAAUUAGCUAACCCCAAUGUUCAAAUAACUUUGAUUGAGCCUAUGACUCAAACCUGCCGUAGAUCAAUUCAAACUUUUCAUUCAUCAUGAAUGAAGCGUGGAAACCCCAUUUAAAUUCAAUGCAAAAAAAACCAUUUAAACUUAUUUAUUGGUGAUAUUUAUUACUGUUUAUUUAUUACAUUGACAUUUUUAACCACUGUUAACCCGGUUAACGCGAUUUAUGAACAAACUCCUUAUUUUAAAAAAGUACACUAAAACUAAUGUAUUUAAAACUAUGAAGGAUUUUAAAGAUAGAAUGAAGCAUUUCAAUGCAACCUAUGAGCAACCCCGUAAAAGGAUUUACAACACGGUCACUGAUCGAUGGAUUUUGUUCUAUCCAUUCAUCCAUCCAUUUUCUA